ACCUGAAAUGUCAGAGACUAAGAGAUUUCUUGAACAGAUCCUCGAAUCAUUGACAGAGAGGAGACUUGAGGUCCAAACCAGGGAUAUAAUAGUCAAGAAACUCCGAGAUGAACUAGGAGGAAAAAGAUAUUUGCUUGUCUUAGAUGAUUUGUGGCAUGUUGACCUUCCAGUGUGGGAUGAGUUCAUGGACAGCUUGAGAGGAAUAAACACUUCCAGAGGAAACUGCAUUCUUGUGACGACUCGUACGAAACUGGUGGCAUCCACAGUAGCAGCAGUAGGUCCUCAUAUGUUGGAAAAAUUAGCAAAAGAUCAUUCUUGGUCGAUUUUCAAACAAAGAGCAUUUGUUGAUGGGGAAGUUCCGGAGGAAAUACUGAGUGUGGAGAACAGGAUUGCUGAAAUGUGUCAAGGUCUACCGUUGGCAGCAAGUGUGUUGGGAGGCCUCUUUCGCAACAAGGAGAAACAUGAAUGGUGGGCAAUUCUUGAUGGAAACCACCUUGUUGCAGGUGAAAAUAGCAUAAAGAAAAUCCUAAAACUCAGCUAUGUUAUCUACCAUCUCCAUAUCUAAAAAAAUGUUUUGCUUACUUUGCAAUGUUUCCAAAAGAUUAUAAGUUUGAAAAGGACCAACUAAUCCAACUCUGGAUGGCAGAAGGGUUUCUUCGUCCAAGUCAAGAGAUCCCUGUGAUGGAAGACGUAGG
Messenger RNA from Solanum verrucosum, 695 nucleotides. Its product is annotated as putative disease resistance protein RGA3. The record is from RefSeq and is a predicted model, not a curated record. Bases 8 to 565 code for a protein of 185 amino acids. Gene Ontology annotation, molecular function: ADP binding. Lineage: Eukaryota; Viridiplantae; Streptophyta; Magnoliopsida; Solanales; Solanaceae. The transcript has 3 exons. Gene Ontology annotation, biological process: defense response to other organism.